AAUAUGCUCCAUAGAAUUUAUUAAAACGCAACUGUUGUGCUGUAGAAAUGUACACGCUUAAUUUUGUUACUUGUUGAUUUAAAAUUGCAUGUCAGACGUGUAAUGCGCUUCACUUGUUAUUGUGCUUUAACAUAUCUAAUAUGUAGCAGUUAAAUGUGUGAAGAAUAUAGAAAUAACCUGCUAGAAUCGUAAAUAUUCAGCAACUCAUUUCAAAACAAACUUAAGGAAAGAAGGCCUGUGAUAUGGAGUCGAUAACCCCCAAGAAGAUAAAAAGCCCUAUUUUAAAAACUUCUCCAGGAAAUGGAUUUAACCCGAAGACCUCCAUUUCAUGUUCUGAUGUUCCUGAAAGUCUUCUUGAACCAGCUGCGGCUAAGAAGCAUUUCAGCAAGUUUGGUAAAGUGCAGAGGAUACGCCUGGUCACGAAGAAGCAGAUGUGCAUUGUUGAAUAUGACCAACCAGCUUCUAUGGAACGUGCAGUGCUUAAUGCUGGGGCAUAUGAUGGCUUUAUGUUUGAUGUCACUCGGUUCAAGCCUCGAGUAAGAAGAAAGAGCAAACGAGAGGAUGACCCAGAUUGGGUGCCUGAUUCAGAUGUUGAAGAGGAACUCUCAGCCAUGGGGGGCAGCCCCACCUAUGUAACAAGGCAAAACCGCAUGGAUGUUUCCCAAGAGCCAAGCAAGCCAAAUGUACUUGCAAGGGUGAUCACACAUUCACCUUCAAAUAAAGCAGAUUCACCUGUGAGGAAGGGAGAGUCACCCAUAAGAAAGGGAGAUUCACCCAUGAGGAAGAAAGUACCUUCCCGAGAAAGACCAGUGACAAUACAACCAAAAAGUGGCAUAGAGUCCCCAGUGAUCGUAACCACAACCCAGACAACACUGAGCACCACAGAAGCAGCUGCUGAGUUGCACCAACUGCGGUUCAAGGUUUCUUCGACCUCUGAUGAGCAGUGGAGGAUAUUAGAUGCUCGAGACAGAAUUUUGAGAGCAUGGGGCGGUGCAGGAGGUCGUAUAAAAGUCGGCGGAGCCACUAUAGGCACAUGUCCUGACAUGUGCCCAGAAAAAGAACGCCUGCACAGACAAGCAGAACAUCAGGUAAUGUCACUGGAAACCACGCCAGACUGCGACUACAAACUCGAAACUUGGCGCGCCGUGAAACAGUACAGCCGGAGCUCCGCCGACCAGGAAAUCCCCAUGUGCUAUGAGCUCAGGCCUGCUGUCGUGCUCGAACGGACCUGCGCUUAUCUGCUGAGUGAGAUCGCUGACACCACAAGACAAGUCACUCUUGCAGAUUGGUUUCACUUUAUGUGGGACCGUUUCCGUGGAAUACGAAAAGAUAUAACGCAGCAGGCUCUUUGUUGCGCCGAGUCCAUCCGCUUAGUUGAGAUGUGCGCGCGUUUCCACGCGCACUGCGCGGCGCGACUAGCCGACCUGGAGCACACGCAGUUCGACCAGAAGCUCAACACCGACAACCUCACCAAGUGCCUGCAGACGCUCAAGCACAUGUACGCCGACGUCGGUCCCGACCAGAAACCCAGGGAGGCAGAGUUCCGCGGCUACAUAGCGCUGCUCAACUUGGGCGAUGCCAACUUUUGGUGGGAGAUAAAACAGCUACCAGUAGAAAUACAAAAGUCGGAAGCCAUCACGUUCGCCAUAAAAGUAUUUAACGCUUUGGAUAAUAAUAAUUACGUCCGGUUUUUCCGACUCGUCAAAGAAGAAGCGUCAUACCUUCAGGCAUGCAUUCUCCUGAGGUACUUCAACGAUGUUCGCGCCAGAGCUUUAGCAAGAAUUGUCAAGGCUUUCGCCCCGAGGGGUGGAUCGCGCUAUCCGGCAGAAGAACUAAUGAACGCUCUCGCGUUCGAAUCGGUCGAUGUAAUGAAAGCUUUUGUUAAUCAUUAUGGAUUACGAUUUUCCAAAAAUGACGAGGAGUUGACAGUUAUACUCGACAGAAAUCAGUUCAUAGAAGACAGUGACCCGUUCCCUGUUGCGCGUGCUCCACACCUCAUUGAAUCAAAGAGACUGUGUAAAGUGGGCGCGGUUAUUGCGGGAGGACAAGUACCUGUUGUAGACUUUAGAAGAAAUCUUCCCUAUUCAAGCUUUAAUAAAGAUGGGACUCUUAAAGAGGAAGCUUUAACUGCUCAAUAUCAAGGAUAUAACACCAACAACGACAGUAAUAAAGAUGUCCAAUCUCUAAGAGCAGAAAUUCAGCGCCUAGCGCAAGGUGGCAGAAGUUACGCAAUCACGGGCAGAACUUCGGAAACAAAGUCAAAUGUUUUCGCUAAGCCUGAAGUAAAAUCGCAAAGUCCUGUAAAACCUUUAAGUUUCGGCAGUCCUCAAACCAACAACACUAGUGGAAGUGGUAAAGCAUUAUUCUCGUUUAAGCCAGCUAUACCAGUUGCUCCAGCUGAGAUUAUUAAUAACUCGCCUGAGCAAAGUCCUGGCUUUAUAUUUUCUAAGCCCCAAGAAGAUAAUAACAAUUUGUUCAGUAUGCCUGCAGAGCCUAUAGGAAACAAGAAUAUUUUUGGGAAGACUACUAACGACACUAAUAUUUUUAAGAGUGGCCAAAAUGUGUUUAAUGAAUCAAAAUCAGCUGGAAGUCUAUUUCAAAAGCCAGAUGUCAAACCUUCUGUAUUUGGUCAGCUAGUUAAUGAAAAUAAACAAGAGAGCAAAAAGUUGUUUGAUGGGUCUAUAAAUAGCAACUUAUUUUCAAAGAAAGAUGAACCAAGUCCUGUAUUUGGUAACCAAAAUGUAUUAGGCAGUAAAAAUAUAUUUGCAAGUGCCAAGGAUAACCUGUUUGCCAAGCCCGAUACUGCUGGGCAAACUGUUAAAGGAAGUAUAUUUGGUAAACCUUCAACCCAAACACCAUCGAGUGUGUUUGGUUCACUAAACAAAGAUAAGUUGUUUACAGAGAAAGAUGUUAGUAACACAAAAUCAUUAUUUGCUACUAAUGGAGAGACUCAUGCAAUAUCACCUGGAAGUUUAUUUAAAAGUGCAGUAAAAACGGACCAGAACACAGAUGAAAAAUCAUACUCAAUAUUCCAAAGUAAAAAUAAAUUCAAUUCAGUAAAUCAAAACCUAUUUAGUUCAUCUACUGAACACAAGAAUGGCGAAGUAUUCGAUUUCAACGAUGAUCCUCAAAAACAACUUGAAGAACAAAGGCUUUAUGAACAAAAAAUGAAAGAAGAAGAAACUAGGCGGUUAGAACAAAUACGAAAAGAAGAAGAAUUACGGCAAGAAUUGAAAAGACAAGAAGAGAAGCGACGCCAGGAAGAACUUAAACGAGAACAAGAUGAGCUUCGGCGCAUUGAAGAAGAACGGAAAGAAAAGGAGCGUAAAGAAGAGGAGAAAAGAAAACAGGAAGAACUAAAGAAACGCUUAGAAGAACAAGAAAGAAAAAGAGUAGAAGAAGCUAGACUAGCUGAACUAAAACGAAAGGCCGAAGAAGACCGACAAUUUAAAAUAAGAGUAGAAACAGAAUCCAGUAAAGUAACAGAAGAAAUCAUUGACGAGAUCAACAAAGAAACUGUUACAGAUAUGAUGAAAGAUGAAUUAAGAAAACUAGAUGAUUUAAUGCAAUUUGCGGGUGAUGUGACUGAAGACAUUGUUACCGAAUUGUGUUCAGAAAUUAGCCAAUCCGAAAUGCUUGCAGAGAAAAUAUGGACUAAUAAAUUGAUGAAGAAGUGGUUUCACAUUUGGCGCAAAAAUUACAUUAGAAACAUAAAACGGAGAAGCUUAUUAGAAGAUACGCCUGUCUGGCUUACAGAUAGGACGCCGAUCCAAGAAGCAUCCUGUCUCAAACGUAUGGUCGAAAAUGCGACUCUGAAGAAUAUGAAUGCCAUACAUAAGGGUUAUAAAUUUAGUGGAAAAUUAGCACAACUUCCAAGACCUGAAACUCUCAAUUUGAUGGAAAUAAUCAGAUCUUCCCUUCUCAAGCGAAUGAAACAGAUAAAUUAUUCGUACGACAAAGGAUUAUUUUGGAAAGUUACUUUAGUAUCUCCUAGUGCUCAAUUUAUGUGCCGAAAAAUCAAUGUUCAAGAAUGGAUAAUUGACUCUUUUAGCGAUAGAAAAAACAUGAAGUAUCAAGCAGUCAUAUACGUAGGGAAAGAAACAUGGAAUAAAUUACUGGAUUUUGCAAUAUCUGUAAGUUUGACCGAUAAGGGUAAAAAUAGCUGUAAUGAAGCCAUGGACGGUAGCAAUGGCCUCAUUUAUUACGUCACUGAAAAAGAUGAUGUUAUAGCCACUAUUGAAGACACUUUAAAGACUAAAUAUCUGUACCAAGUUAUUCCGAUCGCAUUGAUAAUGCCCGAAAAACAGAAUCAAGAAUUAGAACUGUUUCUAUCACAAUGCAUUAAAAACAAAAUUAUUUCAGCUUAUAAAAUAUUUGUUGUGGAGCCAAAUAAUUUAUCAGAGUCACUGAAAAUUACCACAAAACGUGCAUUAAAGUGGUUGGCUCGAAACUAUCCGUAUGUGCCUCCGCUUGAAAUUGACUAUGUCAAAUCUAUAUGUGAGAGAUAUCUCGGUAAUGAAAUAUGGUUCCAGUUAAGAAGAAUAAAAGAUACUCGCUUGGAUGCAGUCAUGAAGGACUUGCCUAAACUAGUCCAAUGUUAUAAUAUAAGUGUGGAAAAAUUGACGCAAGUUAUUACUGAAGAAGAUCUGUUCAACUACCCAUUAUUCCCAUUAGAGCUGAAAAGGUAUUUGAACUCUGAAACAUUAUACCCAAAACCUUAUGAAUUCAUUACAAGCAAUGCUGCUACUUCAGAAAAUGUAGCAUCAAUAAAAAAUAUGAUGAAACACUUGAAAUUACCCACUCCAACGGGAGAGUAUCAGCCAGUCAGUGCGGACAAUAUGCAAGAGCAGAUUUAUACAUACUGCACCCAAAUUGGAUGGUUUCAACAUCCUGAAAAGAGCACACGUGAAAUUACAUUAUUUCAACUAUCAGAUAUUCUUAGAAUGCCCCAUGAAAACUUUAAAGUGUACUUUGAACAAUUUGAUUUGGCAAGCUUCCUGAAUCUAAUAGUGUACGAAAGAAUUUACAGUCUGAAAGACUUUGAUAAUCGAUUUGCUAUAUACGAGAAAUCAAAGUUAGUUGAAUUCCGCAAUGUUCAAUGGUUAUUUGAUUUGGAUAUUAUAAGUAGGUUAAAACACAAAGCACUAGACUAUGAAGAUGACAUAGACGAAUUUAUAAAUGUGAAGCGUCGUAAACUUGCUUUGGAUUCAGCGGAGUACCUCAUGAUUGAAGAUAAAGAUAAAACAAUUGUAGAAGAUAGUAUCAGAGAAGUUGACGAAAAUAUUACGAAAUACAUGGAUUGCAAAUACGAAGUUGAUAAACUAGAGGAACAAAUUGAAGAGGAAAGAAAAAGGUCAAUGGACCUGGAGAGGUUACUGAGAAACGCUUUGUUGGAUGCAUAGCAUCAAUGUUGUAUGUUGUAAUAUGAUGUAGUUAUUUGACGUAAUUAUUAUGAAAAGUGAUUAAAUAAAUUUGAUUUUGUAAACUGUA
Molecule: messenger RNA, 5490 nt
Organism: Leguminivora glycinivorella
Lineage: Eukaryota; Metazoa; Arthropoda; Insecta; Lepidoptera; Tortricidae
Gene: xmas
Biological process (GO): mRNA export from nucleus
Cellular component (GO): transcription export complex 2; cytoplasm; nucleus
Molecular function (GO): RNA binding
Source: RefSeq, a predicted model, not a curated record